Messenger RNA from Coffea arabica (coffee), 1918 nucleotides. Its product is annotated as aspartic proteinase 39. Lineage: Eukaryota; Viridiplantae; Streptophyta; Magnoliopsida; Gentianales; Rubiaceae. Gene Ontology annotation, molecular function: aspartic-type endopeptidase activity. Gene Ontology annotation, biological process: proteolysis. The record is from RefSeq and is a predicted model, not a curated record.
CUUCUCCUUAUCAGCCCCACCAUAGAAAUAUCGAAACUGGAGACUCUGACUCAAAUCUCUCCCCUCCCCAGGGUUCCACGACGUUUCUCUAAUCUGUAAGUUUUACCAAGCAGCAUUUGCCACUUGUUCCCUCUUCCCCACCCGUGCCUGCCGCCCCACUAAUAAUUGGCAAAUUCCCGCCCUCUGUCAUUGUCUCCAGCGGGGAUUUCCAAUUUGAUAGUGAGAGAAAAAGAAGGAAAAAAAAAAAUCCCAUUAUUGACCAUGAAUUUGCGGAGGAGCAAUGGCGUGUUGCUGUUGGGGCUGGGCUUGGUCGUUGCAUUGCUUUUCCGUAGCGGUUUGGCAAGCGGUAAUCUAGUGUUGAAGGUGCAACACAGAUACGGAGGGCUUGGGCAUGGCAGGAGGUCCACAUUGACGGCAUUCAAGGCCCACGACGUCCAGCGUCAUCGAAGAAAACUCGCCGCCCUGGAUUUUCCCUUGGGCGGUGAUGGCCGUGUCACCGGCUCCGGCCUCUAUUACACAAAGCUUGCAAUUGGGACUCCCCCGAGGAAUUUCUACGUCCAGGUGGAUACCGGAAGCGACAUUCUGUGGGUGAAUUGCGCCGGCUGCGACAACUGUCCUAAGAAAAGCAGCCUCGGCAUAGAGUUGGCGGUGUAUGACUUGAACGACUCCAAAAGUGGGAAGCAGGUGACUUGCGAUCAAGAUGUCUGCGCUCUUAUGUACAACAACCAGUAUUCGGCUUGCAAGGAUCCAAAGCCCUGUGAAUAUUCCAUUACGUAUGCUGAUAAGAGCACAAUGUCGGGUUUCUUCGUCACGGACACCAUCCGAUUCGAUCAGGUCACCGGGAACCUUCAAACGCAUCCCAACGCCAACGGGAUUGUAUCUUUCGGGUGCUCAGUUAAGCAAUCAGGGACACAGGAUACAUCCACGGACAGAGUUAGCGGGAUAGUCGGUUUCGGGCAAGCCAAUUCCUCCAUCAUAUCCCAGCUCGCUGAGUCCGGAAAGGUUAAGAAAACAUUUUCGCACUGCCUGGAUGCCAAGAAUGGGGGAGGGAUAUUUGUUAUAGGACAAGUGGUGGAUCCCAUGGUAAAUUCGACGGCUUUGGUGGCGGAUGAUGGUGAUGACCUACUCGAACAUUACAAUGUGAUGAUGAAAAAAGCCGAGAUAGAGGGUGAAAUUUUUGACAUCCCAACUGAGAGCUUCUUUGACACAGGACGGAAGACGGUGAUCGACAGCGGUGCAACCUUGGCUUAUUUUCCUGCUGAAGUCUACGACCUGAUCAUGGAAAAGGUCACCGCACGGCAAUCUAAUUUCAAGACUCACAUUGUUGAGCAGCAGCUCAAAUGCUUCUACUUCAAUGGCAACAUUGACGAUGGUUUCCCAACCAUAACUUUUCAUUUUGCCGGCUCAGUUAGCAUGCCAGUUUUGCCGCAUGAAUAUUUCGUCCACCUUCAAGACAAUGAGUGGUGUAUCGGUUUUCAGAGGGGUGGAUUGCAGACACAAGAUGGACAAGAACUGAUUUUAUUGGGAGACACAAUAUUGUCAAACAAGCUUGUUGUGUAUGAUCUUGAAAACCAGAAAAUUGGAUGGACAAGGUACAAUUGUUCUUCGAGCAUCAAAGUGAAAGACGAAGUUUCAGGAAAUGUGAACUCCGUAAACUCCCCUGAUAUUUCCUCAGCGUUCGCUUUAAAUACGGGAAAGGUAUUAGCAGCGCUGAUGUUUGUGGCCACACUGGCUAUACAAUUUUACUAGGAUGAACUAGCACAGGUAGGAGAGUCAUUUGUUUUUUGAUUGAACACACGAGGAAAUUUUUUUUUUUUUUUUUUUAAAUUAUCCGAUCGACUACUACUCAAUUGCAUCAUAAUGUGUAAUAACUAAUAAGCGGGUCCGACGCGAGGCCGUCUUCUAUUUGUCACGCAAA